Messenger RNA from Phymastichus coffea, 3128 nucleotides. RefSeq lists its product as uncharacterized. Gene Ontology annotation, biological process: regulation of DNA-templated transcription. Gene Ontology annotation, molecular function: DNA-binding transcription factor activity. The record is from RefSeq and is a predicted model, not a curated record. Lineage: Eukaryota; Metazoa; Arthropoda; Insecta; Hymenoptera; Eulophidae. Bases 315 to 1628 code for a protein of 437 amino acids. The transcript has 4 exons.
AUCGCAAGCACUGGCCUCACUUAUUUCAUUCCACAGUAGCCGGAAACCUGAAGUGAAGUUUCAGUCUGCCUCAGUACCGUAACGACAGUCGAAGAGUGAACAUUUAAUACGUCUUUCGAUCUCCAAUUUAAUCUCGUACAAAACAAAAACAAGUGGCUAUAAUCAAAGGAAAAGUAUCCAAGGCAACUUUGAGCAUACCAGUACUCACGUAAAUACGUGGUUAAGCAAGAAAGCAAGAAGAUAUCAUCGUUCGUUUAAAUAAGUUGACGAAUACUCCAGAAAAAACGAAGCACCCAAGUACUGAUGUGGAGGGUAUGGCGACCAAAAAGCUUAGUAUGAUCGACUACGCGGACGAACAAACGAGCAGCGAAGAAGAAGACGACAUGAUGGUCGACCCGCAAGCACAAGAAUUUAUUGCGCAGCAACAUCGAAUGCGACCUGGUAGACCACGACAAUCAAGUUUCGACAAAUCCAAUUCCUCGGUGGACACAAACACAGCCGUCUCUAGAGCACCAGUGCGACGAAAAGGUCGCGGUCCUUCAAAAAGACCAUGUCUCAACAGAAAUGCGUUGAUGGCGCGAGAAAAUAGGCAGCGCAAGAAGGAAUAUAUCGAGCGAAUUGAGACUAAACUGCAGAACUACCAGGCGGAGAAUCAAGAGCUCACGAAUACCAUCCAAAAACAGAGCGUCGAAAUAAAAAGGCUCGGCAAGGAGGUCACCUACCUCAAGGGAGUUCUCAAAAAUCAAACGAUGAUUACAACUUUACUCAAGGCCAUGAACAAUGGACUUAGACGAAUGCAUGAGACUGGUUCACAAGGCGCAGCACAGCAGCUGACGCCAAAUACCAAUAGUACAGUCUCUGGUAAUAAUGGUAUUAAUACAGCUUCGUCGGACGUACUUAAUUGGGUUAUCAGUGGACAAACCAAUUCAUCAAAGAAAAACAAUAUGCCUAUGCCUUUCUCAGGGACGACAGUAAUGAGGAACAACAUGGAAGUAUGUAAAGAUGACUCCAGGAGAUUAAGUUAUGCACAACAGACAACAAAUAACCCAGUAAAAAUAGCCAGAAAAACAAUGCCAUUUACAACACAGAAUGUGAUAAAAACAGAAGAUCCACCUAGUGUUGAAAGCUUGUUUGAAGAUGAAGAUCAUAAGAACGUACAGACAUUCUCACCGCAAUCAGGUAGUUUUUGUGAGUAUUUCAAAUAUGGAGGUUCAAUGGGGCAUAAUAUUCAACAACCUACAACACCAAUAAGUGCAUUGUCCAAUUCUGUGGACAAAGCAGAAGUAAGCCUAUCCAACACGGAUCUCAGUCAUCUGUCACCAUUGAGUGUUGAUAAUUUAUUUGAUAACAUUGUUGACAAUGUUAAUCCAUUGCAAUUUGAGCAGGGAGACUUGUUUAGCGAAGAAACGCUGUUUCAUUCAUUAGACAAGGAACCAAGCGCCCCGGCAAACAACCUCAUUAAUCCAUUGGAGAUUAACGAAAUGUCCAAGACUAUUAAUGAAAAAGAAAGUAGCCUAUUUGAUAGUAUCGAUAACGCCGGCGUUUGUCUCCACAUUAACUCCACCAGAGUUUCAUUGGAGUACUGCUCUAUUUGCCACUUUAACAGCUUAAAUUCGGAUAUUGCAUAAAAAUAAAAAAUGCUAUGGCGACGAAGAUUAUUUAUGAAGCUCAAGGACAGGUAGAAGUCCAAUACAGAGCUGGGUGAUGAUACAAAUGAUCAACACUAGGAUGUACCAUAUAUCUAAAUACAUAUUAUAUUAUUUAUUUAUUAACAUAUUUACGGUCUGUAUAAUGCAAACGUAUCUGGUGGAUCACUUAUAAGCAAGUUUUUAUUUAUCAGUUGAAAAAUUUAUUCUUUGAAAGGUGGAUUUAUCAUAAGCAACGUAAGAUGAUCGCGCUUUUUGUUUACCGCUUUUUUUACUAUAUUUUAUCAAUCUCAUUUCAUAGAAAAAUUAAUAUUCAAACUUUGUAAAUUGAAUAUUCGAGUAUAAGUGUUGAAAAAAGUUAGUUUGAAUAAGUAUGAUUAUUUCAUAAUAGUCUGUAUAAAUUCACCAGUUUCAUUAUUCAUAAUAUCAUGAAUAAUGUUUUGUAUAUACAUGCUUAAUUUUAUUCAUACAACAAAUUUGAACGUUACUCUAUCUGUUCAAUAUUUUAACCUCAAUUACAAAUAUUUUUUGUUGUUUUUAGUGAUAAGAGAUGUACUAAACGUAUCUUACAUGUAAAGUAAUGAACUAUGUUAUUAAUAAGAUUUUAGGCUAACUCACUUUUGUAAAACUCUUCCAAGAUUAAAGGAAUACUUCACUUUUUACAGGACUGCAGCUUGGCAUACUAUAAGAUGUGGCAGUUGGAUAAUUAUAAGAAAGUUAAAGUCAAUAGUUGGACAUUUAUUCAGAACCAAUGCCUACUAAUGUAAGCAGAUAUAUGAACACUAUGCAGGUUGAGUAUAUAAAGUAUCGUCUCCAACUGUAAUAGUUAUAAGAUGUUUAAAAUUGAACUGCCACCAGUAAGAAUAUAGGAUGUAUAUUUUUAUUCAAUUAUUAUUGAGUAGACUGAAGCAUAUGCCAAGCUCAUUAAUUAUUUUUGGCCCAAUUUUCUGGGCCUUUAUAUGACUAAGAAAUAUUCACUCUUUAAAUGAAGUUUCAGCUGCCUUGGAAAAAUAGGUCAACUAUGGACUAUUUGGAGCCAUCCUUAGAUAUUUUUCUAGCUGCUGAUCAACCUUAAAACCAGAAUUUAUCUUCCAAUUUUGGAUGGUUGUUAAAAUUAAGAGAAAUUUUUGUCUACGGCUGUUUGUCGUACAUUUCCUGUUUGACUUAUAAAAGUAUUUUCCAGGUCUUGGAAGAGUUAAUUAGAAGUCAACAUUAUGUUGCAAGUGUAAGACUCAGAAUAUAUGCAACUACAUUUUUAGUGUAUAUAUUUAAACAGAUGUUUUAAAGAUUCAUGCAUUUUUUCUAUUUCACUCCAGAAACAGAUAGAUUUGAAGGAGUUUUUGUUACGUUGGUAUUAUGUUGCAUAUAUAGAUAAAUAAAAAAGUACAAUAUUAAAAAAAAAUAAAUUCGUGUUGGGCAAAAACAAAUGACUAAGAUAUUUAAAAAAUGUCUGAAUUUUGUGAUAAUAAAAAUAACGUUAAA